This is a messenger RNA of Etheostoma cragini (Arkansas darter), 8870 nucleotides long. It is a transcript of the gene ankhd1, whose product is annotated as ankyrin repeat and KH domain containing 1. Gene Ontology annotation, biological process: innate immune response. The coding region runs from base 190 to 8298 and encodes 2702 amino acids. The record is from RefSeq and is a predicted model, not a curated record. Lineage: Eukaryota; Metazoa; Chordata; Actinopteri; Perciformes; Percidae. Gene Ontology annotation, molecular function: RNA binding; protein binding. The transcript has 39 exons. Gene Ontology annotation, cellular component: cytoplasm.
AAACAGUGCGUAUCGGGUUAGGUUGUUAGAAAGUUAAUGGCUGGGGGAAAGAGAUCCUCCUCAACCCUCGCUUCGGGAGAGUUUCUGGAUUCCCUGAAGUAAAAUCACGCAAAUAUCCUAAAAAAAAGGGCCUGGACGGACGUUUAAGUCAACAACUAGCUCGUGAACACACGUAUCGUGAACAUAAGUAUGCAGGAUGCAGUAGCCGGGACGGCAAUGCUGACGGACGGCUUCGAGGACGAGAUUGACUCGGUGACUCCUCGCUCCCCAGUGGCAGGGAUGGGGGUAGGAGCGACAUCAGAAGGAGUCGGACUAGGGGGCAUUGGAAUUGGUGUAGGUGGAAAGAAAGUACGUUUGUACGGCGAACCAGGUGGGCCUGCAGCAGAAAGACUGGAUUUCAAACUAGCAGCUGCGGCCGUGCUCUCCUCGGGUCCAGGAUCCGGCAGCGACGAAGACGAGGUUUCAGAGGUGGAGUCAUUCAUUUUGGACCAGGAGGACCUGGAUAACCCCAUCAUGAAGACAGCGUCAGAGUUGCUUUUGUCCAGCGCCACAGAUGGAGUAGAUUUGAGGACUGUUGAUCCAGAAACACAGGCUCGUCUUGAAGCUCUACUGGAAGCCGCAGGCAUAGGUAAACUUUCCACUGCCGAUGGUAAAGCUUUUGCAGACCCCGAGGUGCUACGGCGACUGACGUCAUCUGUGAGUUGUGCCCUGGACGAAGCUGCAGCAGCCCUGACCCGCAUGAGAGCUGAAAACACACUCAACGCCGGCCAAGCUGACAAUCUGGUUAUUUUCAGCCGUAGUUUAGCAGAGGCGUGCUCAGACGGGGAUGUCAACGCUGUGCGCAAAUUGCUCGACGAGGGACGGAGCGUCAACGAACACACAGAGGAAGGGGAGAGCCUGCUGUGCCUCGCAUGCUCAGCUGGCUACUAUGAACUAGCGCAGGUGUUGUUGGCCAUGCAUGCCAAUGUGGAGGACCGGGGCAUCAAGGGCGACAUAACGCCCCUAAUGGCUGCUGCCAGUGGAGGUUAUGUCGACAUCGUCAAACUGCUUCUGGUCCACGGGGCAGAUGUUAAUGCACAAUCGUCUACAGGCAACACAGCUCUGACGUACGCAUGUGCGGGUGGCUUUGUGGAUGUGGUGAAGGUGCUGCUAAAAGAGGGUGCUAAUAUUGAGGACCACAACGAGAACGGACACACACCUCUUAUGGAGGCGGCCAGUGCUGGUCACGUAGAAGUGGCCAGGGUACUCUUGGAGUAUGGCGCCGGCAUCAACACGCACUCCAAUGAGUUCAAGGAGAGUGCUCUCACACUUGCCUGCUACAAAGGUCACUUAGACAUGGUGCGUUUUCUGUUGGAGGCCGGAGCAGACCAGGAACAUAAAACGGAUGAGAUGCACACGGCACUGAUGGAAGCAUGCAUGUCCCAGGACGGCCAUGUGGAGGUGGCACGGCUGCUGUUGGACAGCGGUGCGCAGGUCAACAUGCCAGCUGAUUCCUUUGAGUCGCCCCUCACCCUUGCAGCUUGUGGAGGACACGUGGAGCUGGCAGCCUUGCUCAUCGAGAGAGGAGCCAAUUUGGAGGAGGUUAAUGAUGAAGGCUACACACCUCUGAUGGAGGCGGCUAGAGAAGGCCACGAGGAGAUGGUAGCCCUGCUGCUGGCUCAAGGUGCAAACAUCAACGCCCAGACAGAGGAGACACAGGAGACAGCUUUGACCCUAGCGUGCUGCGGAGGCUUCUUGGAAGUGGCCGACUUCCUCAUCAAGGCGGGCGCCGACAUCGAGUUAGGCUGCUCCACACCUCUAAUGGAGGCUGCACAGGAAGGCCAUCUGGAGUUGGUGAAAUACCUAUUGGCUGCAGGAGCAAAUGUUCAUGCCACCACGGCAACGGGCGACACAGCAUUGACAUAUGCGUGUGAGAAUGGACACACUGAUGUGGCGGAUGUGCUGCUGCAGGCUGGAGCCAACUUGGAACAUGAGUCUGAAGGGGGGCGGACACCCUUGAUGAAGGCAGCAAGAGCAGGACAUCUCUGUACAGUGCAGUUCCUUAUCAGCAAAGGUGCAAAUGUGAACAGAGCUACUGCCAAUAAUGACCACACAGUGGUGUCUCUGGCCUGUGCUGGAGGACAUCUGGCUGUGGUGGAGCUGCUGCUGGCACAUGGGGCGGAUCCUACACACAGACUCAAAGAUGGUUCAACCAUGUUGAUAGAAGCUGCUAAGGGUGGCCACACCAAUGUGGUGUCCUACCUGUUGGACUACCCCAACAACAUCCUGUCUGUCCCAGCCCCUGAUCUCUCUCAGCUCACUCCCCCCUCGCAAGAUACCUCUCAGGUUCCUCGUGUCCCAUUCCAAGCUCUCGCGAUGGUAGUGCCCCCUCAGGAGCCCGACAGAGCCCCAUCAAACAUCGCCACACCCCCACCCGUCUCCAGCAAAGGCAUGUCCAAACAGAGACAAGCAGCGCUUCAGCCCGGUGUCCCCAGCUCAGUCGGCCGGGGGCCUGAAGCAGAGCCUCUGCCGCCCUUUCACUUAUGCCAGCCUCUAGAGUGCAUUGUGGAAGAGACGGAGGGAAAGCUGAAUGAGUUAGGCCAGAGAAUCAGCGCCAUUGAGAAGGCCCAGCUUCAGUCGCUAGAACUCAUUCAAGGGGAGCCGCUCACCAAAGACAAGAUUGAGGAGCUGAAGAAGAGCAGAGAGGAGCAGGUGCAGAAGAAGAAGAAAAUCUUAAAGGAGCUGCAGAAGGUUGAACGCCAGCUGCAGCUGAAAACACAGCAACAGUUCACCAAAGAGUACCUGGAGGCGAAGGGGUUAAAAGAGGAGCAGGAGGCCGGACAGAGCCAGGGCCCAGGCCCAGGGCCGGGAAAUACGUCUGCUCUAGGGCCACUUCCUAUUGCAACAGGUGCCCAGCUACACACCAGCUCUGACACCGAUGAAGAGGCCAACAAAGAUGGGGAGCAAGAGGAGCAGCCAGGAGACGAAGGGGAUGAGGAAGAGGAAGACGAUGACGAAGAUGAGGGCUCUGAGGAAGAGGCAGACGGAGAAGACGACGAUUACCCCAAGCUUCCUCGGGUGGGCACAAUCCUCAACAGGGAUGGGCCACAGCCGCCACAGCAGCCUCCUCUGCCCCCUUCGCCACAGUCCCAGCCCCAGCCUCCUCCACCGCCUCUUCACACUGCCUUCGUCCCUAUACAACCCCUGCCAGACUACAACCCUGCAGACUACCCGGGAAGCACCAGCCCAGAGCUACAGAGGGUACUUGUGGGGCAGCAGAUGCUGGGCCAGCAGCAGGGUCAACAGUUGGCUGGGUUAGGCCCAGGUAUGAUACCUCAGCAGGCCCCAGAUGGGCUCAUGGUCGCUACACCUGCUCAGACGCUCACAGACACGCUGGAUGACAUCAUGGCCGCUGUGAGCAGCCGUGUGCCCAUGCUGAACACUACAACCUCACCCACACCGCUGUCCCAGCCACCCACACAGAUGCCUGCAAACAUCGCCUCGCCCCCUUCGGUCCUGCCCCUCUACCCCUCUGUUGACAUUGAUGCACACACGGAGAGCAAUCAUGACACAGCUCUGACGCUGGCGUGUGCAGGAGGACAUGAAGAGCUUGUGUCGGUCCUAAUUGCACGGGGAGCCAACAUUGAGCACCGGGACAAAAAAGGUUUUACUCCUCUGAUCCUGGCUGCCACUGCUGGCCAUGUAGGAGUGGUGGAAGUUCUUCUGGACAAAGGGGGUGACAUUGAGGCUCAGUCAGAGAGAACCAAAGACACGCCCCUUUCCCUGGCCUGCUCUGGGGGACGCCAGGAGGUGGUUGAGCUGCUGCUGCUUCGGGGUGCUAAUAAGGAACACCGCAAUGUGUCCGACUACACGCCUCUUAGCCUGGCUGCUUCUGGGGGUUAUGUCAACAUCAUCAAGAUUCUCCUCAAUGCUGGAGCUGAGAUCAACUCCAGGACUGGCAGUAAGCUGGGAAUCUCUCCUCUGAUGCUGGCAGCCAUGAAUGGUCAUGUACCAGCAGUGAAGCUGUUGCUAGAUAUGGGCUCGGACAUCAACGCCCAGAUUGAGACCAACAGAAACACAGCUCUGACUCUAGCCUGCUUCCAGGGGCGGGCUGAGGUCGUCAGUCUGCUGCUAGAUCGCAAGGCCAACGUAGAGCAUCGUGCUAAGACUGGUCUCACUCCUCUGAUGGAGGCAGCCUCAGGAGGUUAUGCAGAGGUGGGCCGAGUGCUUCUAGACAAAGGCGCCGAUGUCAACGCUCCCCCUGUUCCCUCAUCCCGAGACACUGCCCUCACCAUUGCUGCUGACAAGGGCCACUACAAGUUUUGUGAGCUGCUUAUCAACAGGGGUGCCCAUAUCGAUGUACGAAACAAGAAAGGGAACACUCCUCUCUGGCUAGCAGCAAAUGGCGGUCAUUUUGACGUGGUCCAGCUCUUAGUUCAUGCCAGUGCUGAUGUGGAUGCAGCCGAUAACCGCAAGAUUACCCCACUCAUGGCUGCGUUUCGCAAGGGUCAUGUAAAAGUGGUGCAGUAUCUUGUGAAAGAGGUCAACCAGUUCCCAUCAGACAUUGAGUGCAUGAGAUAUAUUGCCACCAUUGCUGACAAGGAGCUGUUGAAGAAGUGCCACCAGUGCAUGGAGACCAUUGUCAAAGCCAAAGACCAGCAAGCAGCCGAGGCCAACAAAAAUGCUAGCAUUCUCCUUAAGGAGCUAGACUUGGAGAAGUCCCGAGAGGAGAGCAAGAAGCAGGCCCUGGCUGCUAAACGUGAGAAGCGUAAGGAGAAACGCAAGAAGAAGAAGGAGGAGCAGAAGAGAAAGCAAGAGGAAGAGGAGGGGCAGAAAACCAAGGAUGACUUUUCUGAGAUGCUGGAGCUGAAGGAGGAUUCAGCUGAUGAAGAAGAGGUUCCUAUUGAUCCUCCGAGUGCAACCACCACCACGACCAUUGGUAUAUCUGCCACCUCCACCACUUUCACUACAGCUUUUGGUAAGAAGCGAGCAAGUGUGGCCACUACCCCAAGCACCAAUCGCAAGAACAAGAAGAACAAGACCAAGGACUCGCCCAACGAACCCAUCAUAUUACAGGAUCCGCAGGUUGCACUAGCACAGCACAAAGCUGACAAGAACAAGAUCCACGGUGAGCCACGGGGUGGGGGAGGGGGAGUGACGGGCGGUAACAGCGAUUCUGACCCCUUGGAUAGCACCGACUGUGCCAGUGAAAGCAGCAGCAGCGGCGGCAAAAGUCAGGAGCUCAACUACCUCCCUGACCUCACCUCCUCCGCCUCCUCCUCCUCGUCCUCUUCCUCGUCAUCCUCUUCCUCAGUCCCCUCCUCAGGAGCAGCCCAAGGCGUCCUGCGCGGCCUAGAGAAGAGACAUUGUCCUCAGCCGCAGACUGACGGCAAGAUGGACAACAAGGUCACAGUCUCCAUCUCAAAACCAACGCAAAAAGCUCUGGACAUGAGCGACUCCACCUCAAACUCCUUACCCUCUCCAUUCAAGACCAUGGCUCUUCCCAUUACCUCACCCAACAGUAAGCUCAGCCUCACAAGCCCCAAAAGAGGCCAGAAGAGAGAAGAAGGUUGGAAGGAAGUGGUCAGAAGAUCAAAGAAGCUAUCUGUGCCAGCGUCCGUUGUGUCUCGGAUCAUGGGCCGAGGUGGCUGCAACAUCACAGCCAUCCAGGACGUGACAGGAGCUCACAUUGACGUAGACAAACAGAAGGACAAGAACGGGGAGAGGAUGAUCACCAUAAGAGGUGGGACAGAGUCUACAAGGUAUGCAGUCCAGCUGAUCAACGCUCUAAUACAAGACCCAGCCAAAGAGCUUGAAGAUCUGAUCCCAAGGAAUCACAUCCGAGCUCCAGGCUCUAAAAUGACCCCAGCUUCCUUCCCCAGUACCACAGGGCCCGCCAGCGGUUCAACCACUGGGCCAAAAUCCCUGAGCUCGUUGGUCUCCACAGGCGUCUCGUUCCAGCCCUCUUCAUCCUCGUCUUCGCUCUCCUCUCAGGCCGGGGGAAAGAUUGGGAAGGGACUGUCAUCAAAUGUCAGACAGCCCUUUCCUGUGUCUCUGCCUUUGGCGUACGCCCACCCUCAGCUGGCUCUACUAGCUGCUCAGACCAUGCACCAGAUCAGGCACCCUCGUCUACCCAUGGCCCAGUUUGGUGGCACCUUCUCUCCUGCCGCCAGCACCUGGGGAUCCUUCCCUGUGCGUCCUGUGAGUCCCGGCAGUGCUAACAGCUCUCCCAAACACAAUGGAGGAACCAACAGCACUGGAGGCCAGGCCAGAACCAACUUGACCCAUAGUGAGCACAGCAACACAGCCAGCUCAGGAGCCUCAGUCACGACCAACACCACCACCAGUGCACCUAACACAUCUACAGCCUCGCCUCAUACCCCUAAUCCUACUCCAUACAAUCCCCAGCCGAGCAUCCCCACUCCUUCCUCUGUCAGGAAACAGCUCUUCGCCCCUGACCCCAAGCCUGCUGGUGGGACCGCUGUGUCUGUUGCGGCUACUUCUACUAGUGGCAGCAAUGCAGUACGAGGCACUGGUUCUCCUGCACAUCACAGUUCCACUACAACUACCGCUAAUGCCCCUCCGCAGCCUGUUGGACCUAUCUCACAGCCCCCCAUCCAGUUAACUAAAUCGGAGUUCAGUGCCGUGGCCCCUCUUGGUAAAGAGAAGUCCCCUCUAUCUUCAGCAAGCCAAGCUGUUUCUGUCAGCGAGAGCAUCAACUCUGUGGGUUUCACUCCCCCUGCCAUGGCUUUACCUCCCAAGCAAGAGCCUCGACAGCAGUUACCUCCUCCUCCCUCCUCUGUACCAUCCACAGAGGCUCCACCACCCCUCCUCAAUCAACAUCCGAGCUCCCACCACCCCUCAGCACCGCCUCCUGUCCACUCACACAAUGUUGCACACCCCAACAACACUGUACCCCACUUCUCAGCCCCUGCGCCCAGAGUCUCCCAUCGUAUGCAGCCACCAGGGCCUUACUAUUCGCUUCCUGAGCAGCAACAGCAGCAGACGCAGCAGCAGCAACAGCAGCAGACGCAGCAGCAGCAACAACAGCAGCAGCAGCAGCAGCAACAACAGCAGCAGCAACAACAAUCUGUGUUUGUGCCCUUCAAUGCUCAGCAAGAACACCCGAAGCAGACCCAAAACCAAACGUCACAGUCAACGACUUUGCCUCCACAAGCCCAGAACCAAGCUCAAGGCUCUCAUCAGGUCCCUGCUAACCUGGGGAUGAUGAACGGUUCCCAGAUGCAGCAUGUGGCCAAUGCAGGCAAGCCUCAGCAGAUGCCCCCCAACUUUGGUCCUGCAGGCCUCUUCAACUUCAGCAGCAUCUUUGAUAACAAUAACCAGGUUGGAAACAAUCAGGUGUGGGGUGCAUGCCAUCUGCCGACUCGAUCAGCUCCAGAGCAGUCCUACUCAGCCCCACCAGCCUACAUGGGCCAGAUGGAGAAUAUGAUGCACCCACCUCCUCCAGACAGCUCCAAAGCCCCUGGCUAUCGCUCUGCCUCACAGAGGAUGGUCAACAGCCCCAUCGCGUUGACCAGCUAUGCCACCAGUAUCACUGGCAGCCCUGUGUAUCUGCACGGUCAUACAGCAGUUGGCACACCGUCUUUCAGCAGACAGCACUUUUCCCCUCAUCCAUGGAGUGCAUCCACUUCAGGUGAGUCUCCUGCCCCACCUCCAUCUACGGUGUCAUCCUCUGCCCAUUCCAACUCAGCUGGGCCCCCUCCUCCCCAGCCUAAGCCAGGCAGCUCCUCGCAGCAGGACCGGAAGGUUCCCCCACCCAUCGGCACAGAGCGGCUGGCCAGGAUCAGGCAGACGGGUUCAGUCAACCCACCGCUCCUCACCACCAGCUACACGGCAUCUGUUGGACAGGGAGGUAUUUGGUCGUUUGGGGUCGGCAGUGCUUCGGAGGCCAUGUCUGGUUGGUCCCAGCCCCUGAUGAGCAGCCACAUGAUGCACCCUCAGCUGCAGGCAGAGCAGUCGGCCUUCUCUCAGCACCAGCCAAUGGAGCAGGAUGACACAGGCAUUGCAAACCCUGCUAACAACUACCACCAGCAUCAGCAUUUGCCCAACAGUUACAUGGACUUCCCAAAGGGGAUGCCUAUGUCAAUGUAUGGAGGAACUAUGCUGCCCCCUCAUCCUCCCAUGGCAGAGGGGCCAGGGGGACCAAUGUACAAUGGUUUGCACGCUAGUGACCCUGCAUGGAGCCCAAUUAUCAAAGUGGUCCCAAACAAUGCCGAUAACUCUGACCCACAACAGCAGGUGUGGCCUGGUACCUGGGCACCUCAUGUGGGCAACGUGCACCUGAACCACGUCAACUAGACAGCGUCCACAGCAAUCAAACGCACACAGCAUGACCCACAGCGCAAACAUCAAAUACCAACUGACAAAUAUGACCGAAUAAGACAACGUAAAAAGAAAAAUGUACAACUUGUUAACUUUAGUAGUGACCUGAGAGUGCAGAGCAGAGGUUGAAGAAUUGGAAGUUCUCUUGACGCCAUUCUUUGAUGUGCCUAUCUCAAACAUAAAGCGAAAAUUGGGCGAGAGCUGUUAUCAGUCUCCCGAUGAUGCAAACAAACAUGCGCAAGCACCUGUUCAACAGGAUCCAUUCUCUGCGUAGUUUAGCAAUUUUGACUUAAACCCGCAUACACCGUUCUUGGGCUGCAGGGGGCUCAACAUGAAGUAGCUAUUUAAACUUGGCCCAGAACUAGAUGAUUACCUAAAGAGAAAGAGAAAUCAGAACCUUUUAGAGUGGUAAAUACAUGUAUAAUUGUUUACAUACUAAAAAGGGUUAAAAUGAGAGUAAAUUUCAUGUCGUAUAGUGGCUCUACUUUAUGUAGCCUGUAUUAAUGUGAAAUAUUUACCUUAAUAUUCAAUAAAAAGAUUGAAAAAUA